This is a messenger RNA of Myotis brandtii (Brandt's bat), 3879 nucleotides long. It is a transcript of the gene SOBP, whose product is annotated as sine oculis binding protein homolog. The record is from RefSeq and is a predicted model, not a curated record. Gene Ontology annotation, cellular component: nucleus. The transcript is spliced from 8 exons. The coding region runs from base 147 to 2300 and encodes 717 amino acids. Gene Ontology annotation, biological process: animal organ development. NCBI's taxonomy places the organism in Eukaryota, Metazoa, Chordata, Mammalia, Chiroptera, Vespertilionidae.
CCUCCCGGCCCAGCCCCGCCGACACCGCUACCUCCGCCAGCGUUGCCACCAUCAGCACCACCUCCACCACCACCACUGCCACCGCCACCGCCACCGCCGGCGGCGGCAGCAGCCAUUUCAUCUCCACAGAAACCAGACACAAAAACAUGGCAGAAAUGGAGAAAGAAGGGAGACCUCCGGAAAAUAAAAGGAGCAGGAAGCCGGCUCACCCUGUGAAGAGGGAGAUCAACGAGGAAAUGAAGAACUUUGCAGAAAACACCAUGAAUGAACUCCUUGGCUGGUAUGGCUAUGAUAAGGUUGAAUUGAAAGAUGGUGAAGAUAUUGAAUUCAGGAGCUACCCUACAGAUGGAGAGAGCCGGCAGCACAUUUCUGUUCUCAAAGAAAAUUCUUUGCCAAAACCAAAAUUACCCGAGGACAGUGUUAUUUCACCAUACAAUAUAAGCACAGGCUAUUCGGGGCUUGCCACAGGAAAUGGACUCAGUGACUCACCUGCAGGGUCAAAGGAUCAUGGCAAUGUGCCCAUUAUUGUACCUUUAAUUCCACCACCUUUCAUAAAGCCACCAGCAGAAGAUGAUGUGUCAAAUGUACAAAUAAUGUGUGCCUGGUGCCAGAAAGUGGGGAUCAAGCGCUAUUCCCUGAGUAUGGGAAGUGAGGUGAAAAGCUUCUGCAGCGAGAAGUGCUUUGCGGCCUGCCGACGAGCCUACUUCAAGAGAAACAAGGCUAGAGAUGAAGAUGGACAUGCUGAAAAUUUCCCCCAGCAGCACUAUGCUAAGGAAACUCCAAGGCUUGCCUUCAAGAAUAACUGCGAACUACUUGUAUGUGACUGGUGUAAGCACAUCAGACACACAAAAGAAUAUCUGGAUUUUGGGGACGGGGAGAGAAGGCUUCAGUUCUGCAGUGCAAAAUGUCUCAAUCAGUACAAAAUGGACAUUUUCUACAAAGAGACACAGGCCAACCUUCCAGCUGGGCUGUGCAGCGCAUUACACCCUCCCCUGGAAAAUAAAGCAGAAGGCGCCGGCGUGCAGCUGCUCACGCCAGACUCUUGGAAUAUUCCUCUAACAGAUGCUCGGAGGAAGGCCCCCUCCCCCGUGGCUGCAGCUGGCCAAAGCCAGGGCCCUGGCCCAUCCGCGUCCACCACCGUCUCUCCAUCUGACGCUGCCAACUGCUCCGUCACUAAGAUCCCCACGCCAGUGCCCAAGUCCAUGCCCAUCAGCGAGACUGCCAACCUCCCUCCUGUCUCCGUCCAGCCACCUGCUAGCAUCGGGCCUCCCCUGGGCGUCCCGCCCCGCAGCCCUCCCAUGGUGAUGACCAACCGCGGCCCGGUGCCGCUGCCCAUCUUCAUGGAACAGCAGAUCAUGCAGCAGAUCCGCCCGCCCUUCAUUCGCGGGCCGCCGCACCACGCCUCCAACCCCAACAGCCCUCUGUCCAACCCCAUGCUCCCCGGCAUCGGGCCCCCGCCCGGCGGCCCCAGGAACCUGGGCCCCACUUCCAGUCCCAUGCAUCGGCCCAUGCUGUCGCCCCACAUCCACCCUCCGAGCACCCCUACCAUGCCUGGGAACCCCCCGGGCCUGCUGCCCCCGCCGCCCCCGGGCGCGCCCUUGCCCAGUCUCCCCUUCCCGCCGGUGAGCAUGAUGCCAAACGGCCCGAUGCCCGUGCCCCAGAUGAUGAAUUUCGGGCUGCCGUCGCUGGCCCCGCUGGUGCCACCCCCCACCUUGCUCGUGCCAUACCCCGUGAUCGUGCCCCUGCCCGUGCCCAUCCCCAUCCCUAUUCCCAUCCCUCACGUCAAUGAUUCCAAGCCCCCCAAUGGAUUUUCCAGCAACGGGGAGAACUUCAUUCCGAGCGCCCCUGGCGACUCCUCGGCGGCCGGAGGCAAGCCCGGCGGGCGCUCCCUAUCCCCCCGGGACUCCAAGCAGGGCUCCUCCCAGCUGCCCGCGCCCCCCAAGAAGCUGCUGUCCCCCGAGGAGCCCGCGGUGAGCGAGCUGGAGUCCGUCAAGGAGAACAACUGUGCUUCCAACUGCCACCUGGACGGGGAGGCGGCCAAAAAGCUGAUCGGAGAGGAGGCCCUGGCGGGGGGCGACAAGUCAGACCCGAACCUUAACAACCCCGCGGACGAGGACCACGCGUAUGCUCUGCGGAUGCUGCCCAAGACGGGCUGCGUGAUCCAGCCUGUGCCAAAACCCGCGGAGAAGACGGCCAUGGCGCCCUGCAUCAUCUCCUCGCCCCUGCUCGGCGCCGGGCCUGAGGACCUGGAGCCUCCGCUCAAAAGGAGGUGCCUCCGAAUUAGAAAUCAGAAUAAGUAAAAGGAGCACUGGCUCACGGGCACCUUGCGUGGAGAGAGGGCGCAGAGCAAGCCAUGGCCGUGACAUCCAAUGGCACCAGCUGCUCAGCUCACCACUCCCUCUGGCUAAAACUCAAGCAAAUAAAGCGGCUUCCCGUCGUUAAGCAUCUCUCUCGGAGGAAGCAGCCUCCCUCGGUGGCCUCCAGCCUAGAGAAGCCGGCUCUCCUCGGACCCAGCCAGCGGGCCCAGCCUUCCUGCUGCCACCGCCUCUGCUUCUCCCCAGAGGAACUUAGGGAUUUCGCCCUCGGUUUUAAAACAACAAAACGCCAACAAGCCACAAGGACCAAUGUAGGUAGGCUCCCGGCUCCAUCCUCAAGGCGCAGAGGGUGGGGCUGGAAGAUGAUACGGAUUUGAAAACAUCUUUUUUUAUACUUUUUAAAAAACUGCUGUGGUUUUGCUGCUACACGAAGAAUUGUGAUUUGCAUUGUACGGUUUCGGACCUACGCUGUUCCCGUUUCGAUGGCGGAGAGGGAUCGCCCUGGAGUCCCGGCACUUCAGACUCAUCUCUGUCCUGCCCAGGAUGCACUUUUAAAUGAAGAGCUAGAAUAUUUUAUUGGCUGAUACACUUUUCUUGUUAUUUUUACAAAGGCCACCUUUAUCCUUUCUAAUGCCAUAUUUUCAGUGUUACACUUUUAUGGCUUUUAAUUUUCGAUUUGACAGAUGUAAGAAGCAGCAUGAAUAGUUUAUACUGUGGUUUUUCAGAGACCGAAUGCCAAGAGAACUCGGUAAAUGUUUAUUCUUCUCAGCUUUCUCUUUAAAUUCCCCUAAAUAGCGCCCCAUUUGGGAACAGAGCAAGAGUGUUGAACUGAAGACCAAAAUGCCCUCCAGGUGUAAAAUAAUCCGAGGGGGGAAUAUUUGCUGGGCGUCACGAAAGACCUGGAUGAAAUUUCAACCCUGAUGGUUUUCGGUGAUCCAGGAAGCCAGUGAAGCAAUCUCUCUAUACGCAGAGCCCUUUCAUGAUAAUUGGAAUGGUAUGGACAAACCAAUGAAAACAAGAGGGAAAGUGAGAAAGAUCGCCCAUGGUUCUGUUUCACUGUUUGCUUUCUCCUGUCAUGGUUAAGAGAAAUGUGCAAUUGGAUCCUCAGUCGGUGGGUGGAGGAUAACAGGGUAGGUUUUCUUGUGUGCACUUGUACCGUUGUAGCUGCGAGUCAGAAGUCCUCUAGAGCAUGUGUACUGGCACUGAGUCGGUGAGACAGUCGUGGAGUAUCCCAUUCUGAUGAGUUCAGGAAAAAAAAAAAAAGAGAAAAAAAAUCCCAAAAAAAGAAAACUAAAAAAAAAAAAAAGAAAAAGAAAAAAAAAUCAAAUCACCUUGUGAUUCAGUGUAUCUGUUUACUAACUCAAAUAAAGCAAUUGUUCCCUCUGGAGGGGCCCAGGUGCCCCUGCCUACGAGGCGGCUGAGCCGGCCGCAGGAGGGGUGCCGGGCGGGUGGGUGGCGAGGCCGAGCCGGGGUCACGCAGGCCUGGAGGCACCAGGGCCCGUGGGUGCGGUGUACAUACUGUAUUUCUAUAUUCUCCUUUGUACAGAGUCACUUCACACGUCAA